UGGUCAAAACCUAGAGUGGCAAAAACAAAGUUUUCCCUAUUUACAACAUAAAUAUUCUGUAGAUAGAAAUGUUUCACGAAAGUUCUUUUUUUUAAACAUAUUUUUUUUUCUUUUCAGUUCAAAAUAGUUCAUAUUGUCGUGAAAGUUUGCACCCACGAAAUGAGCACAAAUUUGUAUCUAUGUAAAACGUAUUUGUUUUUGGACUCUUGGGAACAUUUGGUUGCACCCAUAUUUUACAUACUAAUGCCAUGCAAGCAUUCUAAAUUAAAUUAUAAAUUUAUGUUCCAUAGACAAAUAUCACUAUAUUAUUCAUCCAAAGUGCUAAUUCCAUGUUAUUAUCAGCAGUUUAAUCCGGAAAUAUUGAAUGAGACCAUGGGUGCUCUUUGGUUGAGGUAUCAACAACUUAAUCCAGAUCUCCAGCGAAGCUUCAAAUAUUGCAGUAUUUUCCCCAAGAGAUCCAAGUUAAGAAGGGAUGUGUUAGUUCGCUUGUGGGUAGCACAAGGGUUUAUAAAGACCAGUUGUGCAACGGAGGACAUGGAAGAUAUAGCUGAGAGUUAUUUUCAGGAGUUAGUGUCAUGCUCAUUUCUUCAGCAAGGAGGAGAAUGGCCUGAUUGGUUUACAAUUCCUGACUUGUUGCAUGAUUUAUUAGACAAGAUUAGUGGAACGGAAUGCUUCAGAAUCGAGAAUGCAAGGAGUCAGAGAGGAGAAGGAUGGAAAGGAGAUGUUCCCCAAGACGUCUGCCAUCUUCUUGUAGAGAAUUAUGAUGGAGAAUUGAUUACUGAAAAGAUCCUUGGAUUGGAAAAUUUACAAACACUCAUAAUUUAUGUUGUUGAAAAGGGUACUACAGUUGAGGAAAACGUCAUUGACAAUAUAUGCAAGGGGCUGCAAAAAUUGCAGGUACUGGCGGUUGCUUUUAGCCGGGAACAUCUUGAAAUCACCAAACCCAAGAAGUUCUCGAUACCAGAAUCCAUUGGCCAGUUAAAGGACCUAUGCUAUCUUUCUUUCAGGACAUUCGAAUGCACCGUAAUUUUACCAAGCACACUAACUAAGAAACUUCACCAUAUCCAGCUGCUGGACUUUGGUCGUCAUGGCCAUGGCCAAAUUUGGGAAUUUACACUUGAUAACCUUAUCAACCUGCGGUACAUAAUUUGUGAGAACUUGGAAUGUCCGAGCAUAGGCAGGCUUAUCUCACUCCAAGCGUUACCAAGCAGCAGG
Triticum dicoccoides is the source of this 1215-nucleotide messenger RNA. RefSeq names its product putative disease resistance protein At3g14460. Gene Ontology annotation, biological process: defense response to other organism. The record is from RefSeq and is a predicted model, not a curated record. The transcript has a single exon. NCBI's taxonomy places the organism in Eukaryota, Viridiplantae, Streptophyta, Magnoliopsida, Poales, Poaceae. The annotation marks the transcript as partial.